UACGCGCCGUUGUCCGCCAGAGCCGGCUCCCAGACCACUCAGCUCCGGGAGGGAGGAGGCGGGACCGAACUGCUGCGCGACUUCCCAUUGGCCACUGUGGUGAUCGACACGGCGAAGCCCAAUGGGGCUCCGCCGCUGGCCUGCCGGAACCAAUGAGAGCGCGGAGGCGGUCUGAGGCGCCAAGCGAGGGGCUCCGUGAAAACAGCGUUGCGGGUCGUGGAGUGAUUCUGAUCUAGAAUGGCAAAAAUUAAGAAGAAUACAAAAAUUAAGGAAGGAAGCCAAAGGAAAAAAUUAAAGCGACCAUUAGCUGCAGAGGAACAACUUGUCUGUGAAACUGAACCAAAGAAAAAGAAACAAAGCUUGAAGGCAGUCCUCAACUUUCUGAAGUUCGAGUUACGACGAACGGCACUUACGGCGCUUAUAAAUUGACCCACUGUUUCAACUUUCUGACGUCAGUUUCGACUUUACAAGACUCGAUCCGACGCAACGCCACAGCAGCGAACAAGUUCGCUGUGCCACCCAUCUACCUGCGCCGAUCCGCCACACCGCCUGUUUCCCUGAUUCAACACGCUCAGUUGCUGUUCUGACGCCAUUUUUACGUGGUGAAUCUUUGUGUUUCCAAACUUUUGUCUUAAAAUUCAGUGUUUCUUUGCACAUAAUAAUGGCAGAAAAGCGUAAAUCUGGUGCAAGUGGUGUUCCUAAGAAACGUAGAGCAAUUACUAUGGAAACAAAAAUGGAAAUAAUUAAGAGGUCUGAAAAAGGUGAGACGCCAACUGAAAUCAGUAGAGCUUUGGAUAUUCCCCGGACGACUAUCGUGGGGAUAUCCAAAGACAAGGUAAGAAUUCAGGAACAUGUUAAGGGCUCUGCUCCUAUGCAGUCAACUGUGAUAACUAAGCAGCGGGUUGGACUUAUUGCUCAGGUUGAGAAACUGUUAAUCAUUUGGCUGGAGGGUCAAAAUCAACGCCGUGUUCCUGUGAGUUUAGGCACAAUUCAGGAAAAGGCUAGGAGUCUUUAUGAAGAUUUAAAGAAGCAACAGGGGGAGAGUUCUAAUGCUGAGCCUUUUAAAGCAAGUAGGGGGUGGUUUAUGCGUUUUAAAGCCAGGGCUAAUUUGCAUAACAUCAGGGUCUCAGGUGAAGCUGCCAGUGCAGAUGAGGAGGCAACUUGUGCUUUUCCUGGGACAUUGGCUGAAAUCAUUGAAGAGGGUGGGUAUUGUGCUCAGCAAGUUUUUAAUGUUGACGAAACUGGGCACUUUUGGAAAAAAAUGCCUUCGAGAACCUACAUUGCCAAAGAGGAGAAAUCCAUGCCAGGGUACAAAGCUGCUAAAGAUAGGCUCACUGUUUUGCUCAGUGCCCAUGCUGCAGGUGACUUCAAAAAUGCUGUUGAAAUGGGCAAAGGACUCAACUUAGGUGCUGCACCAGAGGAUGUUGAUGGGUUGCUGGCAUCACAUUCUGAAGAGUUAACUAAUGACGACCUCAUUGAAUUGGAGCAGCAAAAAGUGGCAGAGGAAGAAGAAGAUGUACCCACUGUUGAAGAGACUCCUCCUCGUAAAGUCUUGACAACAAAAGUGUUGGCUGAAGCAUUUCAAUAUUUGGAAGCUGCCAUGUCCCUGUUUGAGGAACAUGACCCCAACACUGAACGCAGUGCAUCAGUGAAUAGGGGCAUAUCCUACAUGUACAGCUGCUACAGAGAAAUUUACAAACAAAAGAAGAGAACAUCUGUCCAACCUUCUUUGGGCGCUUUCUUUAAGAAAGCAUCCAAGACUCCAGAAAAACCUGCAGCCAAGACUUCUGAGAAGACUCGAGCCAAGAUCCCGUCAAAAAGAACAGAUUUCCCAGGAAAGAGUGUUCACAGCUGGGAAAACAAUCGCUACUUUGAAGAUGGUUUUCCCAGGCAAAAAACUCACGUCUCCAACUGUGUUUGUAUAAACAACAUGUAG
Messenger RNA from Gavialis gangeticus (Gharial), 1936 nucleotides. RefSeq names its product tigger transposable element-derived protein 1-like. NCBI's taxonomy places the organism in Eukaryota, Metazoa, Chordata, Crocodylia, Gavialidae. The transcript is spliced from 4 exons. Gene Ontology annotation, cellular component: nucleus. Gene Ontology annotation, molecular function: DNA binding. The record is from RefSeq and is a predicted model, not a curated record. The coding region runs from base 662 to 1936 and encodes 424 amino acids.